AGUGGUUGAAGAGUGCAAAAGUAGACCUAUAUUGACGAACAAGUUUCUCAUAGUUUUAGCCUCGCUGCAGUGCCGCUGGGAAAAAGGGCGCUGCCCGGGAACACCGCGUGUGUGUACGAAACCGUACCGUAAAGGGGGUAUUCAUGCGCCACGGGAGGUUUGGGCGGUUUGGGCGUAUUUCGGGAUUCUAGAAACGGCAGUUCUUUCUAUCGUAUCGUCGUACCCUCAUAGAAUUCAUCUACCGUAGAAAAUGGCAGACACUAAAGCCCCUGAAAUUCUUGAGUCUCCAGACGUUGAGGAAGUAGACUCCAACUACAAACCACCACCUGAGAAGACAAUUGAGGAGAUUCUCGCUGCUGAUAAGGAGGAUGAAAGUCUUCGUAAAUAUAAAGAAGCUCUUUUGGGAGAUGCAAAGGCAGGAGCUGUCAUAUUUGAUCCUAAUGAUGAGAGGAAAGUCAUUGUCAAGAAGCUUGCUUUGUGUGUUCCGGACCGACCAGACAUGGAACUUGACCUUACUGGUGAUCUUUCCCAGCUGAAAAAACAGGUUUUCACCAUCAAGGAAGGUGUAUCCUAUAGAAUUCGUAUUGAUUUUAUAGUCCAACGUGAAAUUGUUCAUGGUUUGAAAUAUGUGCAGAAGACCUACAGGAUGGGGGUUCCAGUAAGCACUAUACCAGUUGACAAAAUGACACACAUGGUGGGCAGUUACCCGCCAAAGCUUGAAAUGCAGUCGUACACAACGCCGGCAGAGGAUGCACCCUCUGGAAUGAUGGCAAGAGGAAGUUACUCUGUUCAAUCACUGUUCACUGAUGAUGACAAACAUGAGCAUCUUAAAUGGGAGUGGGCUUUUGAAAUUAAAAAAGAUUGGAAGGAAUAAUUUGAGCUUUGUCCCCGCAAACCUGCAAGUAUAUAAGAAAAAAAUAAUAAGCUUUGCAUUUGGGAGUUACGCAUUUUAGUUUCCCUUAUCUCCAGAACUGAAUUGACAGUUACUUGUCUAUGUAAAAUUUUGCAAUAACUGAAAGGACUGAUUUAGAAAGAUUGGGUUUGAUCAGAUCUUGUCAGAUGUGAAGCUGAAAUCUAUGAUUUAUAUAAUUAUUAAGUAUUAAAAGUGUUGACAUGUACCUAUGGUUCAUGUAACUUGUACUCCUGCUGGUCUCAUAUUUCUGUCUGUGACAUUUUGGAAAAUGCUAAAGAUAGUAUGCAGUAAUGUAAUAGAUUUCAUGCUCGUACCAAGGUUUGGAUCAAAGAAUUUAGAUGCUAGUGUUUUGGUAUUUUUUAUGUAAUGCUUACAUGAAAUGGAAGUAAUCAAACAAAUUGGAGAAAAAUUUUAAUACAAACAUUUCAAUUUGUGUAAUUCGUGUGGAUCAAAUUUAAACCUAUUUUGUUUAGAUCUCUACUUUGUUUGGUUCCAUGAAUCCUUUUCACAAUUUGAGGCAAGAUAGGGUAUUUAUAGCAUAGCUUUUAUUUGGUGUCCCCAAUAAUUUUGGAUUUUCUACCUGAAGGUAUGUGGUGUAAAACAGUAUUGUAGUUUACAUUCACCUCUUUGAAUAUUUUAUGCCAUUGUUUUGUAUCAUUUUCUCAACUAUUUGUUGACAGAUAUUUUUGAGACUAUUACGUAAUAUUAGCAGUUGUAUGGACCAUUAAUAAUUUGACCACUUAGAGAUUGGAUUGGAGUAUAGCUUUACUUUCCUAAUAGCAUUGCAUCAAAACCUUAUUAGUUUUAGAACCUGUAAAAAAAAUUCCCUCUUUGAUUACUUUCACUAUCAGUGCCAAUACCUCUAAUGUUUAGUUGUGAGUACUGUUUUUGAUUGUAAUUGUAAUCUGCUGAGCGAUGCUUUUCUAAUCCAGUAUUUGUUUUAUUGCUACCUGCUCACUUAUUCACUUUUGUGAAUCUCAGGUAGAAUCCUUUUGUGGUACUUUGGGACAUGUCUCUAUGCUUUCAUGUCGUGGAACUUUUGAACUACCAGUGCUCUAUAUAUUUUAGUUGUGAAUAUUUGUAUUUUUUAUCCCGGAAAGAAAAAAAAUACUUUUAGAAGUGUUACUAUGCAGAUUUUGCUCUCUUGUUUAUAGUUUGUUUGACUUGUAUUGAUAAAUUCCAUCAUGGGGACAACAUUAUUAAUUCAUGGAAAUCAAAUGUAUUUUAGUGGAGGUUCUUUAAAGGUAGCAUUCCUUCGGCUACAUUGUUUGUGCUUAUGCCAGAUAUGCCUCACUUAUGGUUUUGGAUUCCAACUUUUGUCCCUGUCAGUUUGAUUAUGAAAGAGACAGCUCUUUCCUACCAUAGAUUUUCAACGUACCAUUUUUAUUUAUUUCUUGUAUGGAAUAUGGCAUUUAAUGUGGAAAAUCUGCUUGGAUAGCAUGGAACUGAAAAUAAUAUUUACCCUAUCAACUCAUGCUAAGUUGUGAUAAUGUACGUUUACUUUUACUCAGUGAGCUGCUUUGAGUGUUCUGUUUUCAUACUUAUGUUAUGUUACUUCAGUGCUUGGAGGGAUUCGGGUGCCAUUUGGGAAUCUAACCUUAUACAACCCAAAUUUCUGUUCUGUUUGGUGUGUAUUUGUGUUACCAAGUUAUGUAAAGCAAUGCUUUCCUUUGUUUUGUGUGGUAGAUUAAAAGUUUGUGUGAAGCUGAAGAGCUAAUAUUUUUUGAAUUACCUAGAUUAUACAUACAGUAGUAUUCAAGAAGUUGCAUUUGUAUACUUAUUUUCCUAAAGGAGUUUUCAAUUUGGUAGCCUUUGUAAAUCAGCAAGGUUACAAUUAUGCAUUUUCUAAAUUUUUUUCGUGAAAUGAUUUUUAUUUUGAAAUAAUUGUUGUCUUAGUUUUAUACAUAUUUUCCUAACGUAAUUCAAAUGAAAUUGUAUUCUUUACCUGAUCUGUUUUAUGUUAAUAGGGUUUUAAUUUGUGCCUUUGCUCAGAACCAAACUUAAUCAUUCAGCCUUAAUAAAAACUACCUAGUCAACGUAAAUCUUUUGAGUUGAAUCCUUAGCCAAAUCCUUUAGAGGUAUGGUAGAGAACCGUGAGGAUUUUUCUAGAAAGUUACCUAGUUAAAACAAAUAGCUAUUUGGCCCAAAUUCAUCUGACUACAUUUUUGUGUCAAAAUAAAACCUGAUCUGUUUCAGUGCA
This is a messenger RNA of Frankliniella occidentalis (western flower thrips), 3113 nucleotides long. RefSeq names its product rho GDP-dissociation inhibitor 1 (gene RhoGDI). The transcript is spliced from 6 exons. NCBI's taxonomy places the organism in Eukaryota, Metazoa, Arthropoda, Insecta, Thysanoptera, Thripidae. The record is from RefSeq and is a predicted model, not a curated record. Gene Ontology annotation, biological process: Rho protein signal transduction. The coding region runs from base 251 to 874 and encodes 207 amino acids. Gene Ontology annotation, molecular function: protein binding; Rho GDP-dissociation inhibitor activity. Gene Ontology annotation, cellular component: cytoplasm; membrane; cytosol.